GAAUAUGCACGGCUUUUGAUCCAUUCCGUAGAUCCUCCCACAUAUCCCAAACCAUGAUAUCGGUGCAUAUGCAUGCCUACUCAAAUUUAUGUAUAUUCUAUGCUCCUACUUUCCAGAGUUAAGGUGCUGCAGCAUAGACCAAACGCAUGAGCCGUUUACGAUUGACAGGGACAAAAUGAUCUGCAAAAUUUAUAUUCCAGUGCAAGCCGGUGGCACGCAAAGUGCUGCUUGCUUCUUUGUUCAAAUCAUUCCGUAAUGACUACCGUAACAUUGGCGUAGACCAAACGUUUUCGUGAUACACUGUGCUGAAAAUUUCCGUCGCAUACUUCCAUUCGCUGAAUAAAACUUUACGCCGAUUUACGAUACCGGAAACCAGCCUCAUGCGUUCAACUCGUUGAAGAAAGGGAUUGUACUCUUUACUGUUGUAAUACAGUCUGUACGAAUACUUUAUGUUCUUGCUGGUCAAAAAAGUGUGAUUGUUUUCUUGUUUCUUCCAGUUUUUCAAUCGUCACGAAAGUGUGAUGAAAGUUCUAUAUUUUUGCUUUGCUUUGUCUAUUGCUAAUUUAACCGAAGCUUUUAACGUAACCUUUUUGACAUGUAUGUCAUACUCUUCGCUGGCGUACAGCUACAACUACUAUGGUCCGGCAGUGGAUAUUGCGAUUGAACAACUGAGCAAGUUAUACCCGAGAUUCACUUUCCAUAAAAGGAAUCUGUCUCCCACCUGGAUGAAAACAUGCGCUGAUAUGGAUGCCAAUGUCGUGAAUUUGGUAUCUUAUUAUAUCAUGAAGGAUCCCGUUGGCAGCGCGAUGUGGGACGAUAUGACACACUUGAAUAUCUUCAUCGGAAACGCUUGCAGUGGAUCUCUUGUCUUACUUGGAGAUGUCGCUAGAGAGUUGAAUAUGCCACUAAUUUCAAGUGGCGGUUCAGACGAUAUCCUGAACAAUAUUAAGCGAUUUCCCACACUGCUGCGACUAUUAACUUACCACCAGAAAGACCUGACGGAGGUUUUGCUGCAGUUUUUGCGCCGGUAUAAGUAUAAAGAUAUUUCACUGUUCUGUGAUACCAAUCCAGCGCUGGAGAACUUUGAGCAACUGGCUUGCGAUGGCUUUGAAGCUGGCAUGCAGACAAUUCCCAGUUCCAAUAUCGUCUCCUACCGCUUCAAUAUGCUCGAAAAAGGUGUUGACUUCCGGGCCCCGCUGUUGGCCGCAUCCAAGAACUCUAGAGUUAUUGUGAUAAUUGCGCAUGGAAAUACCACACGUGAUAUUUUAAUUACGGCAUAUCGGAUGGGCAUGGCACAGGGCGAUUACGUGUACAUCACCGCCUACCCGUUUGAGCAUCCUCUGUACGGCUACUAUCGUUGGCAGUUUCACGACGAGAAGGAUGACGAAGCAAAAAACGCUUUUAAGUCACUAUAUUUUCUCGCUGUUCGGCCAAUGCGCAGCCCCGAUUACGAGGAUUUUGAAAUCGAAGUUAAAUACCGUGCGUACAAAAACUACGGAUACAAAUACGAAACCACGGAAUCGGUAUCCAUGUUCACUGCUUUGCAACACACCAUCGUACUUUUGACGGGACAGCUCAUAAACGAAACCAUUAACGAGGGAGACGUCCUAGACGAUAACGAUGGCGAUCAAAUCAUGGAUGGGGCUUUCGAUCCCAGAGAAAUACCAUCCGUUAUCGGCAACUUUUCCAUGCGGUUCGGUGAUCGACUUCUCUACACCUACGUCAUUGUUUCAAUGAACCAUACCACAUAUGAUUUUAGGGAAAUUUUCUCCUACGAUACAAUCAACCGGACUUUGUCGCCGGUGCCGGGAACUGCCGUUACAUGGGCCUACCGGAAUUCCGCUCCACCCAAUACUCCGCCCUGUGGAUUCGGUGGCAUUGAUAACAGUUGUGCUGCUUCGUCGGGUGAGGUGACGGGGACGGUGAUCGGAAUAUUGGUGGCCUUGGCUGUGGUUGGUGCGAUUUUUUACUACAUUGCCAAGCGCAGCGGAAUUUUUGACAAAGACACCGAUGAGCGACGAUGGUUUGUUCUGCCUGAAGAAAUCGUCUUCACAAAAAACAACGCCACUGCCGGUUCCACCUAUUCACGUGCAAAAUCAACUAUGUCGCUUAACCAAAGCAUUAGCAGCCACCAAACCACAAUGAAAGCCAGCCGCAAAACUGCUACUAACAGCUUUAGUUUAACCGGAAGUCUACUAGAAUCGGAGAAUGUGGCCAUGUACAAACAGAGACCAGUGUGGGUGCGCCGGGUGGCUGUUCAUAAAAAAUUCUCACCGAGUUCGUCACAGGAGAAUCUUAUUAGAAAAAUCAAACAAACGUAUUCGGCGAACGUUGCCAGAUUCUUUGGAAUCUAUCCAAUGGAUAACGAAGUCGGGCUGCUUUGUGAGGUCGCUCAUCGGGGAAGCUUGAGCGACAUUAUACAAGGCGAAUCCAUCCGGUUUGAGUCAUCGUUGAAAAGUUCGGCGCUUUCGGAUUUAACCAGUGCACUGAUGUAUCUGCAUAAUUCCGGUGUGCAAUUCCACGGCGAACUGUCGAGUCAUAACGCCCUAAUGGAUAAUCGAUUCGUGACUAAAGUUGCAUACUGCCGCUUGGAUCUAUUCCAUCGACAGCAACCUGAUUUCUUCCAUGAUACACCCGAUCAUAAAAAAUUCUUUACUUUUGCCCCGGAACAGCUGCGUUCACCGAAUGUGUACAAAGGAUCGAAGGAAGGAGAUAUUUAUGCGUACGGGCAUAUAUUUAUCGAGAUUAUGUGCGAAAUUGCGCCUUUCCAAAAUGAGCUGGAUGUGGAUCGAUUCACAGCAAAAGAUAUAAUCGAUCGCGUCUGCCGACAGAGCGUCAUUCCAUUUCGACCGAAAAUACCCGCAUCGGCAUUAUUGUCACCGGUUCGUUCACUUGUGGAGCGUUGCUGGGACGACCGACCGUCCGCUCGGCCGACAAUCGAGUACAUCAACAGCUACUUGAAAUCGGUGCCUGGAUUCGAGAGGGAUGAUAAUUUUGUGGAUGCUCUUACUAAACGCUUGGCAGCGCAUGCGGAAGAUCUGGAACAACGCAUUCAGCGGGCACAGGAAGCAAUACUAGAGGAGAAGCGCAAAGCUGAGCAGCUGCUCUUUCAGAUCUUACCCGAGCAUGUUGCCACAAGUCUGGUGCGAGGUACGAAGACGGAUCCCGAAUUCUUCAGUCAAGCGACACUGGGAUUUACCGCUAUCGAAGAUUUUGGAGUAAUUACCGCUGCGAGCACUCCUCUUCAGAUGGUUGGUCUCUUAAACGAAAUAUACACCAUGUUUGACGCUAUUCUGCAGCAGUUCGACGUUUACAAAGUGGAAACAAUUGCUGAUACGUACAUGAUUGCCAGCGGUAUCCCAGCGCGAAAUAACAACGAGCAUUCCAGGCAGAUUGCUGAGUUAUCAUUGGAAAUGAUGCAACAAGCGCAAGCUUUUAAGAUAAAACACCGUCCUCGUUCAAAAAAUAUCCUACUGCUGAAAAUCGGGUGCCAUACUGGGUCAUGUGUGGCCGGAGUAGUGGGCAACCGAAUGCCUCGAUAUUGUUUAUUUGGUGACGCUGUUAAUUUUGCAUCACGGAUGGUAAGCACCGGGAAAGCGCUCAGAAUCCAGUUCAGCUCUACCGCUAAAGAUCAUCUAGAAGUGCAUAGUCCAGAAUUUCGGUUCCAGAGCAGAGGCGUAAUCGAGAUCAAAGGUAAAGGUCCACAGAAAUGCUACUGGCUUUUGCAAGAGCAUGAAAAGAGCGAUUACGAUACAGAAGAGGAUCAACACAAGCGCAAAUCUCGGAAGCAGUCUUCGCCUAAUAGGGACACUUCCAACCAAAGGUCACGGUCAAAGGUAAACGAUCAAGAGAGUCACAGUCACAGAAAUCUCUCACCAGAGCAAGAUCGUUCUGAGAAAAGAUCGACUUCCAAAAAGAAAAAAGGUCACAAAGAAUCUGGAUCCGGCCAACGGGAUACACACAAGCAUGAAAAAGCCAGUCAAAAAGCAAAGCCCGCUAACGAACCGGAGCGAAGGAUAUCGUAUAUGCAAAAUAAUCCGUCGGGGAGCGAAAUAUCGAUAGAAAUAAAAAGCAGUCAAGAAAAACCGCAGAAGAAAGUGACACAUAAAGAAUCCCAGCGAAGAAAAUCUUCAGUGGCUGCAAAGCAGGCUGGAAGGAAACAACGUGAUGAAUCCCAAGAAAAGCAACUGCUAGCAAGAGACCCGCAGUCCACAUUGCUCACAACAGAUAAAAGCAAGAAUCUGAAGAGAAAUAUGCCGCACCGAUUAAACGUACUGCAAGCAGAGCUAAGGAUAACCAAAGUGAAAAUCACAUUAAACAUCCGCUAGACCAGUCCAGUGUACUGUCGUCUACUCGCACCAAAGCAGAUCAGCAGUCGGACGGAAGCAGGAUCAGACAAAAGUUUGUACCAAUGGAGAACUUGUUGUUACUUUCCGCACGAAGUCAGGUAAGUUCUGCACAGCAAU
Molecule: messenger RNA, 4466 nt
Organism: Paramacrobiotus metropolitanus
Lineage: Eukaryota; Metazoa; Tardigrada; Eutardigrada; Parachela; Macrobiotidae
Product: atrial natriuretic peptide receptor 1-like
Exons: 23
Coding region: 522-4328 (1268 amino acids)
Biological process (GO): protein phosphorylation; cGMP biosynthetic process; intracellular signal transduction
Molecular function (GO): guanylate cyclase activity; peptide receptor activity; ATP binding
Source: RefSeq, a predicted model, not a curated record